AGGAGGAUCCUGAGCUGGGUCGGAUUGGAUCAAAGUGGCAAAGUAAGGAGGUCGAAGGAGAGAUAGGAGGGCUAGGCCAUAGACGGCGCCUGGUGCUUGGAAAACCCAUGGAGACUAGAAGCUCAAAGAAACACAAAGAGGGUUUUAGUGGCGAUGGAGGCGGCGCCCAAGGGGCUAAUUUUGGAGGUGGCCAUAGUCUCGGGAUCUUCGUUGAGGCCGACAAAACUUCCAUGGAAGGAGUAGAAGGUAGUGGAGCCAUGGAGCGUGGCGCCUAUGGUGAGGAAGGGAGAGGCGAUGGCAGUCCGCAAGGCAUGGGAGAGCCCAUGGGCGGCACCAGGGAUGCUACGGACGGCACCCAACUAGGCAGCCAAGAUAAGGGCAACGCCUUGUCUUUUUUGGGCACUGGGCCUACUUGGUCAGGUGGAGGCUUCAACCAUUUGGGCGCCGACUGUGCUAGAGAGAUUGGGCGAAAUGGAGGGGCAUGA
This is a messenger RNA of Ilex paraguariensis (yerba mate), 485 nucleotides long. Lineage: Eukaryota; Viridiplantae; Streptophyta; Magnoliopsida; Aquifoliales; Aquifoliaceae. The record is from the annotation of a GenBank genome assembly.